Messenger RNA from Leptosomus discolor (cuckoo roller), 2324 nucleotides. The record is from RefSeq and is a predicted model, not a curated record. Lineage: Eukaryota; Metazoa; Chordata; Aves; Leptosomiformes; Leptosomidae.
UGUGCGUGUUACCACCAUGGAUGCUGAGCUGGAGUUUGCCAUCCAGCCCAACACUACAGGGAAGCAACUCUUUGAUCAGGUCGUCAAGACGAUUGGUCUAAGAGAGGUCUGGUUUUUUGGACUUCAGUAUCAGGACACCAAGGGCUUCUCAACAUGGCUGAAAUUGAACAAAAAGGUAACAGCACAGGAUGUACGCAAAGAAAGCCCCCUGCUUUUCAAAUUCCGUGCCAAGUUCUACCCAGAGGAUGUGGCAGAAGAGCUAAUCCAGGAUAUCACACAGCGCCUUUUCUUCCUCCAAGUGAAGGAGGCAAUUCUGAACGAUGACAUUUAUUGCCCUCCAGAAACAGCUGUCCUUCUGGCUUCUUAUGCCGUCCAGUCAAAAUACGGAGACUUCAACAAAGAGGUGCACAAGUCUGGCUACCUUGCUAGUGACAAACUUCUCCCACAGAGAGUUCUGGAGCAGCACAAGCUUAACAAGGACCAGUGGGAGGAGAGGAUCCAGGUGUGGCACGAGGAGCAUCGGGGAAUGAUUAGAGAAGAUGCUGUCUUGGAAUACCUGAAAAUUGCACAGGAUCUGGAAAUGUAUGGUGUGAACUACUUCAGCAUUAAGAACAAGAAGGGCUCUGAACUCUGGCUGGGUGUAGAUGCUCUUGGACUCAACAUUUAUGAGCAGAACGACAGGCUAACACCGAAAAUUGGAUUCCCUUGGAGUGAGAUCAGAAAUAUCUCAUUCAAUGACAAGAAAUUUGUUAUCAAGCCAAUUGACAAGAAAGCACCAGACUUUGUGUUCUAUGCCCCUCGGUUACGGAUUAACAAACGAAUCUUGGCACUUUGCAUGGGGAACCAUGAGCUCUACAUGCGCAGACGUAAACCAGAUACCAUCGAGGUGCAGCAGAUGAAAGCACAGGCUCGGGAAGAGAAGCAUCAGAAACAGAUGGAGAGAGCCCUGCUGGAGAAUGAGAAGAAGAAGAGGGAGUUAGCAGAAAAGGAGAAGGAGAAGAUCGAACGUGAAAAGGAGGAGCUAAUGGAGAGACUCAAGCAAAUUGAGGAGCAAACCAAGAAAGCUCAGCAAGAACUGGAAGAACAGACCCGCAGAGCUAUGGAGCUGGAACAGGAGAGAAAACGAGCUCAGGAGGAAGCAGAGAAACUAGCUAAAGAACGUAGAGAAGCAGAAGAGGCAAAGGAAGCCCUAUUGAAAGCUUCCCACGAUCAACAAAAGACUCAGGAACAGCUGGCUGCUGAGAUGGCAGAACUCACAGCUAGGAUCACGCAGCUGGAGCUGGCCAGGCAGAAGAAAGAGAGUGAGGCCCAGGAGUGGCAACAGAAGGCACAGAUGGUGCAGGAGGACCUAGAAAAGACCAAAGAGGAGUUGAAGACUGCCAUGAGCACCCCUCAUGUCACUGAGCCAAUGCACUCUGAGAAUGAGCAUGAUGAUGAGCAGGAUGAGAAUGCGGCAGAAGCCAGUGCAGAGCUACGAUCAGAGGCCACCAUCAAGGACCGCAGUGAGGAGGAGCGCACUACUGAAGCAGAGAAGAAUGAACGGGUUCAGAAACACUUGAAGGCUCUUUCCUCGGAGCUGGCAAAUGCUCGGGAUGAAACCAAGAAGACAGCCAAUGAUAUGAUCCAUGCUGAGAACAUGCGUCUAGGCCGAGACAAGUACAAGACCCUCCGUCAGAUUCGGCAGGGCAACACCAAGCAGCGCAUUGAUGAGUUUGAGUCCAUGUAAACUCUCCCCUGCACCUGCUACCCUGCACUCUCUUCUCCCCUCCUUUCCCAUCCUCUCCCAUCAUUCACUCGUAAUCGUGCUACGCUGGAACCACUACAGAAGAGUGACCAUGGUCUUAUUUAUAGAGUUUUGGGCAAAUGCUGGAGUUAAGCAACAGAAGAAAGAAUAGUAUUUACAUCUUCCUGGGGUGGCUUGAGAAAGCAAACAUGUAUUGGGGCAAAUCUGAAAUUGUUUGGCUUUGGUUAGAGUCUCACUGCAUUUAGUUUUGUAUUGCUUACUGAAGUGGCUGUGUUGCUGUCUUCUUCCAUUGGGUGGGAGGCCAGCAGAUACUUUUACUGAAUUAUGUGAAGUGCUAACAGUUUGACACUGUGCCUUCCUACUAACUCAGGCAAGCUUCAGUAAUUAAGCUUAGUAGCCAGGGUCUGAAUUUCUGAUUUAAUACAGGGUCUGAAUCAUGUAGUUGAGAAGGGGAGGCUAGAGCUUAGGAAGAAGGGUUGGAGGUAGAAUAUGGACUUUCUUUCUAAAAGACCAAAGCUUUUGUCCUUCAAACAUAAGCAGACCAAACAGAUUCUGUGGCGUUCCUGCUGGUGUUAUCUUU